Drosophila subpulchrella is the source of this 3328-nucleotide messenger RNA. RefSeq names its product protein doublesex (gene dsx). The coding region runs from base 908 to 2245 and encodes 445 amino acids. Gene Ontology annotation, biological process: sex differentiation; regulation of transcription by RNA polymerase II. Lineage: Eukaryota; Metazoa; Arthropoda; Insecta; Diptera; Drosophilidae. Gene Ontology annotation, molecular function: RNA polymerase II cis-regulatory region sequence-specific DNA binding; DNA-binding transcription factor activity, RNA polymerase II-specific. The record is from RefSeq and is a predicted model, not a curated record. Gene Ontology annotation, cellular component: nucleus. The transcript has 4 exons.
CAUGCCAAAGAUUUCAGAUCGGUCAGCAGCAGCAGCAGCAGCAGCAAAAGCUCGGCUCGCGACUCGCGGAACUUUUUUGAGAAGUUGUACGCCCAAAUACCAGAUCUAAGCAGCCCUAUAAAUAUUGAUUUUUUGCACGUUGCCUAUCGUAGCCGACUUAAUCGUUCGACUGGACGCAGUCGGUUUCUUCAGUCGCGCGUUUCACCGGCGGCUUUUUGCAGGGCGACCGCGAUCGUGCAACACUUAAAGUGUGAUUUUUUGUUUGUUGUGUGACGACUAUUCAUUGAUAUUUAAAUACAUACAGCUGGAGUGACUGUAUAAUUGGAAUUGUGUAAAUCAAGUGCUAUGUGCAAAAUUCUCCAAAAGCUAAGCCUACCAUUUAUUCUACUAUAUCACCAAAAGUAAUCCGGCAAAUACACCAUAUUUCUAACCACAAUCAAUAAACCCUAAAAAUAAAUAAAGUUAACUUUAUAAAAAAAAUCGUUUGAAAAUAUAAUAUUUUCGAAUAUUACUAAAAGUAUUUUUAAAAUAAAAUAUAAAGUCUUUCAACAUACAUAUUCGCUAAACAGGGGCUUACAAAUUUAAAGUAAACCAGCAAACACAGAAAAGUGAAACCUAAAGUCUUAUAUUUCUCAGUAAUCUACAGACAAAUAUCUACAUAAACAUAAAUACCGAAACUUAUCCAUAAUCAAAUUCAGAUUUAAUCGCAACGUUAAUACUUAAAGCUCCCAAAUAAGACAAGUUUUAUUAAUAUACACUCUUGAAUGUUAAAUAACUAACAAUCCCAGUGAUUUAACCAGAAACACUUAGUAAUCGAUUGCAGAAAAUGCUUUUUAAAUUAGCUUAAAACACGGGAAAGUAAACUAAGACACUCGAACUUUUAUCAAGGAUACCAGAAGCAGCAGACAUGGUUUCGGAGGAGAACUGGAACAGCGACACAAUGUCCGACUCGGACAUGAUCGACUCGAAGAACGACGUGUGCGGGGGGGCCUCCAGCUCCAGCGGGAGUUCCAUUUCGCCCAGGACGCCGCCCAACUGCGCCCGCUGCCGCAACCACGGCCUGAAGAUCACCCUGAAGGGACACAAGCGGUACUGCAAGUUCCGCUACUGCACUUGCGAGAAGUGCCGCCUGACGGCGGAUCGCCAGCGGGUGAUGGCCCUGCAAACGGCCUUGAGACGAGCCCAGGCGCAGGACGAGCAGCGGGCGCUGCACAUGCACGAGGUGCCGCCCUCGGGAACGGCCACCACAACCCUGCUGAGCCACCACCACCAUGCCGCUGCUCCCGCCCACGUCCACGCCCACCAUGUGCAUGCCCAUCACGCCCACGGACACCACUCGCAUCAUGGACACGUCCUGCACCACCAGCAGGCCGCUGCGGCAGCAGCAGCCGCAGCAGCAGCUCCGUCGGCUCCGGCCUCCCAUCUCGGGGGCUCCUCCGCGGCCGCCUCCAGCCUCCAUGGCCACGCCCAUGCGCACCACGUCCACAUGGCGGCCGCCGCAGCCGCCUCGGUGGCCCAGCACCAGCACCAGAGCCACCCACACUCGCACAACCACCACCACCACCAGCACCACCACCCACAUCCGCAUCAGCAGGCGCCACCGCAGCACACCGCGCUGCGAUCGCCGCCGCACAGCGAGCAUGGCGGAAGUGUGGGUCCGGCCAGCAGCAGCUCCGGCGGAGGAGCGGCCAGUUCCAGCAACGCCGCACCGGCCACCUCGAGCAACGGCUCCAGCAAUAGCAAUGGAGGGGGAGGAGGAGGAGGAGGUGCAGGUGGAGGUGGAGGAGGAGGAGGUGGUGCAGCCAGCUCGGGCGGCGGGGCAGCAGGAGGAAGGUCCUCGGGCACCUCGGUGAUCACCAGUGCCGACCAUCACAUGAGCACGGUGCCAACGCCCGCCCAAUCGCUGGAGGGCUCCUGCGACUCGUCCUCGCCCUCGCCAUCAUCCACUUCCGGCGCCGCCAUUUUGCCGAUCUCAGUUUCCGUCAAUCGCAAGAAUGGCGCCAAUGUGCCCUUGGGCCAAGACGUUUUCCUAGACUAUUGCCAAAAGCUAUUAGAGAAAUUCCGCUAUCCUUGGGAGCUGAUGCCGCUCAUGUAUGUGAUAUUGAAGGAUGCAGACGCCAAUAUUGAAGAGGCUUCCCGGCGAAUCGAAGAGGGCCAAUACGUUGUGAAUGAGUACUCCCGUCAGCAUAACUUGAAUAUCUAUGACGGGGGUGAGCUUCGCAACACAACGCGGCAAUGUGGAUGAUAAUUUUUCAUUAACUAGAGUAACGCACAUUACUUUGCCCUGAUAUUUAUUGUUCAGCAUCGCAUAUUAGCUUAAUGCUUCGGUGAAAUCGCGCGAAUUUAACUUUCGUAUCUUAAAGUUGAGUAACUUAGCGUUUUAAGGAGCGGUACCUCUGUACAUAUAUCGAAUUUAUCGGUAAGCUAAAGCGCAACUUGGAUUAUCUUCAAUCAACAAGCCAAAUAUGUCGAUGUGUGACCGCCGGUCCCCGCGUCACUUUUCUUCAAUCAACAUUACCCCAUGCUGAGAUGUCUGAGAUGGCCGCCAAUCAACAAUCAACAAUCAACAUUCAACAUCAUUCUCUUCUCUUCAAUCAACAAUCCCCCAUGGAACUAAUCAACUUGCAACAAAACCCUUGCCGCCAACGAAUAAAAAUAAUCGAAGCACAAUAUUUAUUAAACGUUCUCAAACAUUUUCAAAAAAACCAAUGCCAAAUCAACGAUCAACAUUUCAACACGUUCGCAUCACAAAUCUGCACAUCGGUUGUAUAGCUUUAGUUCAACCUUAUUUAAGUCUUAAUUUCUGGGUUUGGGUGUGAUAUUUCGGUCAAACGAAAAUCGCUGUCUAAUUAAAGCCAUUAAAAGCGCCUCACGUCAGUCAUUCGUGUUAUUUUAACUUUACUUAAGUACUUAACUGAAUCUAAGUACAAAGUGAUGUUUUUGAUCAACUGCACUCAAUUGAAAAGCAAUAGGAAACUAAGUUAAAGACCCAUUCAAUUAGGCUUACAAGCUAAUCUCAAAUUUCUUCUCUGCGUGUGAAUUUGUAUCUUAGCAAGGUACUUACAAAGUAACCCUUGAAGUAAUGUAUGCAUGUUUCCUGGGGUCUUGGGUAUCAAACUGUUGUGAGAUGGUGCACAAAUUAUAAAUACGUUUAGGUUACUUUAUCGAUGUCUUGCGAAACUCUAAUUGUAAUAUUUAAUAACAAAAUUAAUUCUCAUUAACAUUGUAAAAUAUUGUUACAAACUUAAGUAAGAUUUAGCCCAACGGAAUAUUAUAAAAAGGAUAAACCUGAAAUGUCAAAAAUAAACUAUUUUCCUUAAACAAAAAA